AGAAGAUGAGACAGAAAAUGGCAGGAGUGAAUGAGUGUUUUAGCAUUGGAAGUAUUGUAGCUUGUAAAACAUGUUAUAACAAGGAAAUAGAAGGAGAGGUUCUUGCAUUUGAUCCUCAAACAAAAAUGCUUAUUCUUAAAUGUCCAGCAUCAAAUGGUCAAGCGCCAUUGAAUGACGUUCAUAUCAUCAACCUGUCAUUGGUGAGCGAUGUCCAAGUUAAAAGAGAAGUGAACACAGUACCAGAAGCUCCACAGUCACUAGAUUUAUGUAGGCUAAACAGCAGGGUACGCAACCAGAUUGAUGAGAAGCGAAGGCUUGUCACUGCCCUGUCUGCAAGUGUUCCUCCAGAAGGACAGAAGCUAUUCUUUGCCAUCUCAAAGACCAUCAAGGAAGUCAGUUGGCAGGGGUCUAACAUCGUGGUGUUUAACAGUGUGAUGAUUACGCCCCCAUACAAGUUAGACAAUGUGAGAGCACUCGCAGACACCAAAGCCUUACUGCACAUCAAGAAAGUAGUUGAGAAACACAUGAAGGAACAGGCGGCUUCAGAGGCAGCCAUGUCGGUUGCUGGAGCACAGACAUCACCGCAGUAAGGAGGCAUCAUUUGACUGUACAUUGAGAGAUUGCAGAACCAGGGGAGCAUUACUGCUUAUAUUCCAUUGUUUAGGACCAGACCUACUGGCCACCAUUACCAGCACUUUCGCGCACCUCAGCAAAACCUCGAUACUGUGCUUG
Messenger RNA from Cryptotermes secundus, 732 nucleotides. RefSeq names its product protein LSM12 homolog (gene Lsm12a). Gene Ontology annotation, molecular function: RNA binding. The coding region runs from base 6 to 590 and encodes 194 amino acids. The transcript has 5 exons. Lineage: Eukaryota; Metazoa; Arthropoda; Insecta; Blattodea; Kalotermitidae. The record is from RefSeq and is a predicted model, not a curated record.